AUCAAUUUUUGAGGAAUUAAUCGUGAAUUUAAUUGGAUUGUUGCAGUUGAUAAAAUUAUAAUUACCUGUAAGAUGACAAUGACGGAUGAUAAAUUUGGAUUUGCAAUUGAUCGUGGUGGCACGUUUACUGACAUAUAUGCACAAUGCCCUGGGGGUAGAAUUAGAGUUAUGAAAUUGUUGUCAGUUGAUCCUGCUAAUUAUGAUGAUGCGCCGAGGGAAGGGAUUAAACGGAUAUUAGAGCAAGAAACUGGAUGUUUAAUGCCGAAUGAAGUGGAUACUUCAAAAAUCGGAUGGAUUCGUAUGGGAACAACAGUCGCGACAAAUGCACUGCUGGAGAGAAAAGGAGCGAAAAUGGCGUUGUUAAUAAACGAAGGGUUCAAAGACCUACUCUACAUCGGAAAUCAAGCUCGUCCAAAUAUUUUCGACUUGCAAGUUAUUAUGCCCAGUGUUCUUUACUCCAGAGUAGUUGAAGUUAAAUGCCGAGUAGUUCCUAGCUUGCCGGGUAAAUGCUCGCUCGAUAAUUCCAACUGGCGGAAAGUUAAAGGAUCAACUGGUGAAGUUUUAUUCGUUACCCAAGAGCUCGACGAAAGUGCUUUAAUAAACGAUUUAAAGUCUUUGAAAGAAGAUGGUAUCGAAAGUCUUGCAGUUGUUCUAGCUCACAGUUAUACUUUUGCUGAUCACGAAUUACAAAUCGGUAAAAUUGCCGGAGAAAUGGGAUUUCCCCAAGUUUCUUUGUCUCAUGAAGUAAUGCCGAUGACAAGAAUCGUACCCAGAGGAUUUACAGUAUCAGCAGAUGCUUAUUUAACUCCUCACAUUAAAACAUAUUUACAGAGCUUUUCAUCGGGCUUUAAAAAUAAUUUAGCGGGUGUAAACGUACUUUUUAUGCAAAGUGAUGGCGGACUUACGCCAAUGAAUUCAUUCAAUGGCUCACGUGCUAUUUUAUCCGGUCCAGCAGGUGGAGUAGUUGGUUACGCGAUGACUACUUACAAUAAAGAGACAACAUUACCCAUAAUUGGUUUUGAUAUGGGAGGGACAUCCACUGACGUCAGUCGUUAUGCGGGAUCUUAUGAGCAUGUUUACGAGAGCACUACUGCCGGUGUAACUAUUCAAGCGGCUCAGUUGGACAUAAAUACCGUUGCCGCUGGAGGUGGUUCGAUGCUUUUCUUUAGAUCGGGGCUUUUUAAAGUCGGUCCAGAAAGCGCCGGAGCCCACCCAGGUCCAGCUUGUUACAAAAAAGGCGGCCCUUUAGCAGUAACCGAUGCCAACCUUGUACUAGGCCGACUUUUGCCAGAAUACUUUCCCAAAAUUUUUGGACCCAAUGAAAAUGAACCGCUUGACAAAAAUACUACUGCAGUUGCAUUCAAACAAUUGACCAGCCAAGUCAAUAAUUAUUUAAAAACAAUUCAUGGUGAAGCAGCAACAGUAAUGUCGAUCGAAGAAGUUGCCAUGGGGCUAAUUAAAGUCGCCAACGAAACAAUGUGUCGUCCAAUUCGCGCUCUCACUCAAGCAAAAGGUUACGAUACUUCAAAGCAUGUUUUGGCGUGUUUCGGAGGAGCCGGCGGACAGCAUGCUUGUGCAAUAGCACGUUCUUUAGGCAUGGGAACUGUGUUUGUUCAUAAAUAUGCUGGUAUUCUAUCAGCUUACGGAAUGGCGCUCGCUGAUGUUGUCGAAGAAGCUCAAGAGCCUAGUGCUGAAAUUUAUCACAAAGACUCAUUCAAAAGAUUGGACGAACGUUUCGAGGAUUUGGAAAAAAAAGUCCGCGACAAAUUGCACAGACAGGGAUUUUCUGACGCUCAAAUAACUAUAGAGUAUUAUUUACAUUUGCGCUAUGAAGGCACAGACUGUUCGCUUAUGUGUAAGCCAAAAAUCAAUAAUAAUGAGCUAAAAAUGCAUACACAGCAUGGAAAUUUUGAAGAUACUUUCUUAGAAAGGUACCAAACCGAAUUUGGAUUUACAAUGCCCGAUCGCAAGAUUCUUGUUAAUGAUAUUAGAGUUCGUGGAACAGGACAGUCAAAAAUUUCAGAAGAAAUAGAAUUGCCAUCAGCCAGUGAUUCACCGAAACCUGAAAAAGUAACAUGUGUGUAUUUUGAGGGAGGCUUUCAAAAUACAAAUGUAUAUCAAAUGGACGGCCUCAGUUACGGUCAUACAAUUAAUGGCCCAGCAAUUAUAAUGGACAGUUUAAGCACGAUAUUGAUCGAACCUGAUUGUACAGCUUGUAUUACAUCUCGCGGCGAUAUACGUAUUACUAUUGGGCAAGGUUUACGGACAGAUAUCACUACUGAAUUAGAUGCAAUCCAUCUGAGUAUAUUUUCUCACCGAUUUAUGAGCAUCGCCGAACAAAUGGGCCGAAUCCUCCAAAGAACGUCUAUUUCAACAAACAUAAAAGAACGUCUCGACUUCUCGUGUGCUAUAUUCGGACCAGAUGGUGGACUGGUAUCAAAUGCACCUCACAUUCCAGUUCAUCUAGGGGCAAUGCAAGAGACAGUACAGUACCAAAUGAAAGCAUUCAAAGGCGAAUUCACGAGAGGCGAUGUAAUCCUAGCUAAUCACCCUUCCGCAGGUGGUUCCCAUUUACCGGAUUUAACUGUAAUUACACCUGUUUUCUAUGGAGAUUUGCCAAAGCCCGUAUUUUUUGUAGCCAGUCGAGGACAUCAUGCGGAUAUUGGUGGCAUUACACCUGGUUCGAUGCCGCCCCAUUCCACUACUCUACUUCAAGAAGGCGCGACAUUUAAAAGUUUCCUGCUGGUAAACAAAGGUCAUUUUCGCGAAAAAGAACUGACCGAUGCAUUGAUGGCGCCAGGAAAAAUCCCCGGUAGCUCAGGAACGCGAAAUUUGGCAGAUAAUCUGAGCGAUCUAAAAGCUCAAAUAGCAGCCAAUCAUAAGGGCACGCAGCUGGUAAACGAGCUCAUCGACAUUUACGGGUUGGAUGUCGUCCAAGCGUAUAUGGGUCAUAUCCAACGAAAUGCGGAGUUGGCUGUACGGGAGAUGCUCACCAGUGUUGGUGAAAAGUUGUUACGGAAAACAGCUAGCACCACUGUCACGGCCACCGAUUAUCUUGACGACGGAAGUGUCAUCCAGUUGCAUCUCAAUUUUUGUAUCGAUAAAGGAGAAGCUGUAUGCGACUUUACCGGUACUGGGUACGAAGUUUGGGGUAAUUGUAAUGCUCCACGCGCAAUCACGUUAUCUGCGAUAAUUUAUUGCCUCAGAUGUAUUGUCGGGCGCGACGUACCUUUGAAUCAAGGUUGUUUAAAACCAGUGAAGAUAAUAAUUCCAAAAGGCUCGUUGUUGGAUCCCUCCGAAGAAGCCGCGGUUGUCGGAGGGAAUGUUCUAACUUCUCAACGAGUUGUUGAUGUAAUACUGAGAGCGUUUGGCGCCUGUGCUGCAUCUCAAGGAUGCAUGAAUAACAUUACUUUGGGCACGGAUACAUGGGGUUAUUAUGAAACUGUCGCCGGAGGAAGCGGAGCUGGACCGACUUGGCACGGUCGAGGAGGAGUUCACACCCACAUGACAAACACACGAAUCACUGAUCCUGAAAUUCUCGAAUUGCGCUACCCCGUGAUACUAGAAAAGUUCUCGUUGCGCCCGAACAGCGGCGGAGAUGGCGCUUACCGAGGUGGUGACGGAGUAAUUCGUCAAAUGAAGUUCAGAUCUCUGAUGACGUUGUCAAUACUGACGGAAAGACGCUCUCAUCAUCCGCCUGGGAUGGAGGGCGGAUUACCCGCCGCAAAAGGACGAAAUACUUUGAUAAGAGCUGACGGAAGAAAAAUAAACCUCGGGCCAAAGACGGCUGUGCCCGUUUAUCCGGGGGAUAUAUUUCUUCUGGAGACUCCCGGUGGUGGGGGAUUUGGAGUUCCUGGAACAGAAUCAUCCGUUUUUACCACGAGUGUUAAAUCUUUUGUUGAGCGUGGAAGCGUUUAUGAGUACCGAAAAGCACAAGAAUCUGUUUAA
Cotesia congregata is the source of this 3948-nucleotide messenger RNA. NCBI's taxonomy places the organism in Eukaryota, Metazoa, Arthropoda, Insecta, Hymenoptera, Braconidae. The record is from the annotation of a GenBank genome assembly.